GAACUGCAGGUACGUGUUGGUAUCAUUCUAUUUUUGGUGAAAAAGCGAAGAAAUGCACUACCCCCUGCAACUACUCGUCGGGAAAUGCAAGCGGCUCUCAGUAAACGCGGCGACUGAUUGCCGCGCCACAAGCCGCCUCUUCAUAACCGACAAAAGGUCAAAAUUGCAGUUCCUUAUUGAUACCGGUUCCGACCUCUGCGUGGUGCCACGUGGGAAUUGGCCCGAUGGCAAACCGACUGAGUACAGCCUCACCGCUGCCAACGGCACUCCUAUUCAGACAUAUGGGACCGUCACGCUGCACCUUGACCUGGGCCUACGGCGAGACUUCGUGUGGAACUUCGUGGUAGCUAGCGUAGGCAAGCCGAUCAUCGGAGCAGAUCUCCUCGCACACUAUGGGUUGCUCGUGGACUGUCAGGACGGUAGAUUGAUAGACAAGCUCACCUCUCUCUCCUCAGCAGCCAUACGGAUGAAAUGCGACAUCUCCAGCAUCAAGACGAUUUCCGGUGACAGCGAGUACCACGCCCUGCUGUCAAAGUACUCGCAACUCACCAAACCGUCAGGCAUCACACGUCAAGUGAAGCAUAACACCGUACAUUUUAUCCGUACCUCACCAGGGCCUCCAGUAUUUUCCAGACCACGCCGCCUGGCUCCCGAUAGGCUGAAGGUGGCUAAGGAGCAGUUCGAAGAGAUGGUUAGAGACGGCACCGCUCGUCGCUCCGAUUCACCCUGGGCUUCUGCGCUCCACCUCGCUCCAAAGAAGGACGGCUGGAGACCUUGCGGGGACUACCGCGCGCUUAACGCGCGAACAAUCCCGGACAGAAGCCACAGCGAGCACCUGGAGCACCUGGAGCAGGUUUUCAAACGCCUGGCAGAGUACGGUCUGCUUAUCAACGAGAGGAAAUGCGUGUUUGGUCUAGGGCGUUUCAUCCCACACGCUGCUGAGGAGCAAGCACCACUUCACGACCUGCUAGCUGGUCCAAAGGUCAAGGGCUCGCAUCCCAUCAGCUGGACUCCUGAACUUCUCCAAGUUUUCGCCAGCUGCAAAGCAAGUAUCGUUAGAUGUACCCUACUCGCUCACCCAGUAUUGAAUGCACCUCUAGCUCUCGUCUGUGAUGCCUCAAACUCAGCCUUGGGCUCGGUGCUUCAACAAUUGGUGGACAAAGAAUGGCAGCCACUCGCAUUUUUCUCGAAGAAGAUGAACAAGGCCCAGUCUCGUUACAGCGCGUACGACAGGGAACUUCUGGCAGUGUACGAAAGCGUCAAGCAUUUCAGGUUCAUGGUUGAAGGCAGGCAUUUUGUGAUCUACACCGACCAUAAACCAAUCACAUACGCUUUCCAGCAGAGAGACCGUCACUGUUCGCCUCGCCAGUUAAAUCAGCUCGAUUUCAUCUCACAAUUCACCACCGAUAUCAGACACAUAUCUGGUAAGGAAAACAUUACAGCAGAUGCCCUUUCUCGGAUCGAGGCCAUUUCGAAGCCACCUGAUGUGGAGACCCUGGCUCGUUCGCAGAAAGCAGAUCCUGAGAUGCAAGAGCUCCUGAACCCCAACAACUCCUCCAUCGCUCUGAAGGAAGUUCAAGUACCAGGGACCCUCAUCACGUUGGUCUGUGACGUCUCACAGUCUAGGCCUCGUCCCUAUGUACCACGCGAGCUACGAAGGCAGAUCUUCGAUGCCAUACACUGUCUGAGUCAUCCAGGUGUGAAGACAACAACCAAGCUGGUCACGGAAAGCUGUGGACAGGUUCACACGCUGGCCUGA
Molecule: messenger RNA, 1759 nt
Organism: Cydia splendana
Lineage: Eukaryota; Metazoa; Arthropoda; Insecta; Lepidoptera; Tortricidae
Exons: 4
Coding region: 53-1759 (568 amino acids)
Biological process (GO): proteolysis
Molecular function (GO): aspartic-type endopeptidase activity
Source: RefSeq, a predicted model, not a curated record